Messenger RNA from Aspergillus calidoustus, 372 nucleotides. The record is from the annotation of a GenBank genome assembly. NCBI's taxonomy places the organism in Eukaryota, Fungi, Ascomycota, Eurotiomycetes, Eurotiales, Aspergillaceae.
AUGGGUAAGCGUAAGAAGUCAAGUCGUCAACCCCAGACCACCAGAAAGAGAGAACCCCUUCCAAGCACAUUUGCCUGUCUCUUUUGCAACCACGAAAACUCCAUCAUUGUGAAAUUGGACAAAAAACUGGGGUUGGGACAUCUCUCCUGCAAAGUGUGCGGGCAAAGAUUUCAGACGGGCAUCAACUACCUUUCCGCAGCGGUUGAUGUAUACUCCGACUGGGUCGACGCAUGUGACGCAGUGGCUAAAGAUGCGGCAAAUAAAUACGAAGAAAGUGAUGCGCAUGGAAUACGGUCCAGCAAUCGCCCAUUGUCUCCCGACGACCGAGGUGUUGAGCUUGCGGAGCAGACGGGCCACUAUGACGAUUACUGA